This is a messenger RNA of Pyrus x bretschneideri (Chinese white pear), 1621 nucleotides long. RefSeq lists its product as uncharacterized. Bases 20 to 1552 code for a protein of 510 amino acids. The transcript is spliced from 4 exons. The record is from RefSeq and is a predicted model, not a curated record. NCBI's taxonomy places the organism in Eukaryota, Viridiplantae, Streptophyta, Magnoliopsida, Rosales, Rosaceae.
GUCUGAUAAGAAAUCGGCGAUGGAAGAUGCUCGUUCGGACGAAGAGCUAAUGGGGAGCCUCGAAAGCGAUUCUGAUCGUGAGGAAGUUGAUUCUCAUGAAGUUAAUUUCUUGUCAGAAAAGGACUUUGGCUCCCCAAGUUUGGGGUUUUUGUCAGCAGAAGAUUUUGGGGAAAGAGAUGAACUUCCAAAUUUCGAUAUGGGGUACGAGUCUGAUUGUUUCGAUGAAGAAGAUGAAGAUAUAAACGAACAAAUUCGAGAACUCCAAGAGCUGCCCAGCAGCUCGAAUCCAGAAGGGUUUAGUAGAAAGGACGAAACGCCAAUCGAGCGUUCCGAAAAUGCUGAAAAACCCGAUGUUCGUAAUUCGGUAACCAAUGAUUCUGAGGAUUCAAACACAUUGGAAACAUUGUGGGAACACCAGGAAUUGUUAGAACAGUUGAAAAUGGAGCUCAAGAAAGUCAGAGCUACCGGUUUGCCUACCAUUCUCGAAGAAUCCGAGUCUCCAAAUAUGGAUGAUUUGAAACCAUGGAAGAUUGAUGAAAAGGCCCAUCAAGGUGAUCGAAUGGGAGAGCUUCAGAAGUUCCACAGAAUUUACAGAGAGCGUAUGCGAAAAUUCGACAUUUUAAAUUACCAGAAGUUAUAUGCAAUAGGUUUCUUGCAGUCCAAGGAUCCACUUCAGUCGUUUCCGAGCUCCUCCAAAUCCUCAGCUCCGGCAAUCCCAUCCUUUCUCUCACAUAACUUUUGGAGAUGCAAACCGAAAAAAGAUUCAGAUUCCGACCCAAUGGAGAAGUUUAUUAGAGAAUUGCAUGGUGAUUUAGAAGCGGUUUAUGUGGGGCAGUUGUGCCUUUCUUGGGAGAUCCUUCAAUGGCAGUAUGAGAAGGCCUUCAAGCUAUGGGAAUCCGCUCCGUAUGGAAUUGGUUCGUACAAUGUGGUUGCCGGCGAGUUCCAACAGUUUCAAGUUCACUUGGUUAGAUUUGUAGAGAACGAAUGUUUUCAAGGGCCUAGGGUUGAAAAUUACGUCAAGAAUCGAUGCGUCACGCGCCAUCUUCUUCAAGUUCCGGUGAUUAGAAGGGACAAUUUAAAGGAGAGGAAGAAAGCAAGAAGAAAGGGCAAAGACGGUGGUGCAAUUACAAGUGACAUUCUAGUUGAGAUACUCGAAGAAUCAAUACGGACAAUUUGGCGAUUCAUUCGAGCUGAUAAAUACGCUAAUUGUACGCUUGCACAUCGAAGGAGAAGACAAGAAGAAGAGCUUGAAGAAUCGGAUCUGAAUCUUUUCACGGAGAUCCAAACAGAUCUUCACAAGAAAAACAUGAAGCUAAAAGAAAGACUGAGGUGUGGGAACUGCAUCCUGAAGAGAUUCAAAAAGCAUGAGGAUGAAGGCACAGAUCACCUCUACUUCUUCUCCCAAGUUGACAUGAAAUUGGUAGCUAGGGUUUUGAACAUGUCGACUAUAACAACAGAGCAACUAGUGUGGUGUCACAACAAGUUGAGCCAGAUAAAUUUUGUGAACCGAAAGCUUCGUGUAGAUCCUUCCAUCUUGCUGUUUCCAUGCUAGCAAUAGCAGUAGUCCCAUUUUUGUCUAACCAAAGUAAAUAUUAGGCUUCAAGCUGCACAUUAUUGUUCA